This is a messenger RNA of Hemiscyllium ocellatum (epaulette shark), 1296 nucleotides long. It is a transcript of the gene rpp25l, whose product is annotated as ribonuclease P/MRP 25 subunit-like. Bases 649 to 1206 code for a protein of 185 amino acids. NCBI's taxonomy places the organism in Eukaryota, Metazoa, Chordata, Chondrichthyes, Orectolobiformes, Hemiscylliidae. Gene Ontology annotation, molecular function: RNA binding. The transcript is spliced from 2 exons. The record is from RefSeq and is a predicted model, not a curated record. Gene Ontology annotation, cellular component: ribonuclease MRP complex. Gene Ontology annotation, biological process: tRNA 5'-leader removal.
ACGAUUGUUUGAGAAGCGGGAUGGGUUAGAAUAUCAGAGCAUUGGAGCUGAGAAAGUGAACUCAAUGGUUAGCACUGCAGCCUCACAGCACCAGACUCCAGCCUCGGGUGGCUGGCUGUGUGCAGGUUUGCACAUUCUCCUCGUGUCUGCGUGGGUUUCCUCCCACAGCCCUAGGAUGUGCAGGUCAGCUGAAUUGGCCAUGCUAAAUUGCCCAUAGUGUUAGGUGCAUUACUUAGAGGGAAAAGGGGUUUGGGUGGGUUACCCUUCGGAGGGUCGGUGUGGACCUGUUUCUACACUGUAGGGAAUCUUAUCUAAUCUACAAAUAAUGUCAGACGGGAAAGUUGCAAAGUGUAAGUAAUUAAAGAGGAGAAAGGUGGUGAGGAGCAGCUGUAUCAAUUCCAGAUCAUAACAAUUGCUGGACACUGCCCUCCCAUUCAGUAUACAUAUGACUGUUAAACACUUGUGUGUUUUCCCCACCCCAAGCCCAUAACCCUGUAUGGCACCAGUUUUCUGAAACGUAUCCAUCCCCACCUUAAACAUACUCAGAGGCUGAGCCUUCACAAUCUUCAAUGAUAGAGAAUUCUGAAAGUUCACAAUUUUCAAAGGUUCUGAUUUCUGUCACCGUAGAAUUGUAAGGCAUUUCUUGAAAUGGAAAACUACCAAAAAUCGAAGAUCACAGAACUCCCUUGUCCACUACCAGUUGCCAAUCUUCGAAAAGAUAUUAUUGAAAUGAAGGUGAAGGAAGGUAGCAAAAUCCGAAAUCUCAUGGGAUACGCUAUUGGAAAGAUGGAAUCAGACAAUAUCAGAGAGAUCCUUUUCACCGGCACUGGGAAGGCUGUCAGCAAAGCAAUCACCUGUGUGGAGAUCAUGAAGAGAAGAUUAAAAGGCCUCCAUCAAAUUACCAAAUUGUUUUAUAAACAGGUUGAGGAACUCUGGGAGCCUGUUGUUUCAGAGGCAGGGUUAGAUAGCUUAACUGUGAAAAGAAACCUUCCUGCUAUUUGCAUUCUAUUGUCUAAAGACAUUCUGCAUACAAAUGAGCCUGGCUACCAAGCUCCUGGGUCCUUUGAUGCUUUGUGGAUACAUUCCUUAAAAGAGGAGGGUCAGGUUCAAAGGAAAAAAAGACAGGGGGGAGAUGGGCUGGGGAAAGGGGGUAAGCAUCAUGGUGGAUCUGGAAGAGGAGAAAGGCCUAAAAAGUCCAAAAGCUGAGGUGCUGGGAAUACAAAAAAAAAUUAGAAGGAUGCUGUUGAUAAUACAUGAUGUUCUAUUUGUUUAUCAAAUUAAAAAAUUUUGGAAAUA